GAGCGCGGCGGGAGCAGCGGCGGAGGAGACUGCAUGCUUGGUGUGAUCCCGGCCGGACACGUCCCUUCCCCGAGCAGCAGGGUCCCCACACGGCGGGCCCGCCACAGCACCCAGGAUGCCCAGCAGGACCAGCCGCUAUGCCCGGUACAGCCCCCGGCAGCGGCGCAGGCGGCUGCUGGCCGACCGCAGCGUGCGCUUCCCUAACGACGUCCUGUUCUUGGACCACAUCCGCCAAGGGGACCUGGAGCAGGUGGGGCGCUUCAUCCGGGCUCGGAAGGUCGCCCUGGACACCAUCCACCCCUCAGGCCUGGCCGCCCUGCACGAGGCUGUGCUCUCCGGGAACCUGGAGUGUGUGAAGCUGCUGGUCAAGUACGGGGCUGACAUCCACCAGCGGGACGAGACCGGCUGGACGCCUCUGCACAUCGCUUGCAGCGACGGAUACCCGGACAUAGCCAGGUACCUCAUCUCGCUGGGGGCAGACAGAGACGCCGCCAACGACGACGGAGACCUGCCGUCGGACCUCAUCGACCCGGACUUCAAGGACCUGGUGGAGCUCUUCAAGGGGACCACGAUGGACUGAGCCCCCCCGCCCCGCCCCCAGGGCUCGGGCCCUGCCUGGAGAAGUUGGGCGCCCACCCCCCAAGUGCUUGGAACUGCCCGCCGGUGGGACCCCGGUACCUGGGCACCCUCCUUUCUGGCCUGACUUUUUCUGCAGGUGAAUUUUUUAUUGGGAUUCUUUUUACUUUUUCAAUAAACGUCAUUCGCUA
Molecule: messenger RNA, 767 nt
Organism: Lutra lutra (Eurasian river otter)
Lineage: Eukaryota; Metazoa; Chordata; Mammalia; Carnivora; Mustelidae
Gene: PPP1R27
Product: protein phosphatase 1 regulatory subunit 27
Exons: 3
Coding region: 116-580 (154 amino acids)
Molecular function (GO): phosphatase binding
Source: RefSeq, a predicted model, not a curated record